This is a messenger RNA of Cornus florida, 3736 nucleotides long. RefSeq names its product formin-like protein 1. Gene Ontology annotation, biological process: actin cytoskeleton organization; actin nucleation. Gene Ontology annotation, molecular function: actin filament binding. The record is from RefSeq and is a predicted model, not a curated record. NCBI's taxonomy places the organism in Eukaryota, Viridiplantae, Streptophyta, Magnoliopsida, Cornales, Cornaceae. The transcript has 4 exons. The coding region runs from base 661 to 3435 and encodes 924 amino acids.
AUUUGCAAAUCCCAAUGGCCAAAAUAAACAUAUCUGUGUCUGUCAGAAAAUUUUAACCUCUUUCUAAAUCUUUUCUUCGUCUUCAUCAUCCAUCCACACCUAUACACUGUACUACUACUCUACACUGUUAACAUAUUGUUACUUUUGUGUUUGAUCAGUAAGUAUUUCUUUUCUUACACUCCAUGGAUGAGCAAAUAAAUCUUCUCUGAGUAUGGUGGGUGUUUCUUUGUUUGCAAGUCUGAACUACCAUUCUCUUUGCUAGCUCCUCCUACUGGUUCUCUCUCUCUCAUCUACCAAGACUACCAUCCAUCUCUCUCUCUCUCUCUCACACACACACACACACACACACCUACACCCACAAUAAGAACAUUCUCUUCCUCACACACUCUCCUAUGGGUUGCUUUGGACAUUCUUCAACAACCCAUGUCCCCAUGUAAGUUUCAGAUAACUGUGUGCGUGUGGGUUAGUGUGUGAAGAGUAGUAUAUCAUCUCUCAAUCUUCUCUAUGGUCUUUGUCUAGAGAAAGUACCCAAUCGAGAACAGAGUAUUUUGAAUUUUCCCUUCCUUUGUCUCUCUAAAUAGUUAAAAGUAGUCCCUACAAGCACCAUAACAUUCUUCCUCCAUUUUCCCUCUCUAAAAUCUAGAGAGAGAGAGAAACAAAAUGCCCACCAUUUUCUUCUUCUUCUUCAGUGUCUUCACCUUCUUUAGCUUCGCACCACAUCUCUUAUCCUCCACCCAAAUCAAUCACAACCGUCGGAUUCUCCAUCAACCCUUCUUCCCUCUUGAUUCUCUCCCUCCUUCUCAACCACCAUUUCCAUCUCCUCAAGGCCAACCACAACAACCCAAAUACCCAUUCUCUUCCCAAACACCCCCAAACAAGCAAGGCGCGUUUUUCCCAUUUUACCCCUCACCGCCACCACCGCCUUCCACCACCUCUCUCACCUCAUUUCCGGCGAAUAUUUCUUCUCUCAUCCUCCCUCAAUCCUCCGGUUCAAAACCCGUUUCUCGGAAACUCGUCGCCAUCGCCGUUGCCGUCUCUCUCCUCUCCGUCGGACUCAUUGCCCUUAUCGCCGCCUUCCUCCUCCACACCCGGAGGCACCGUGGUUUCGUCGACAAAGAGGCCUCGAGGUCCGACAGUCUCCGGCUGUUCCCCCCCAACGUCACCGCCUCCGACGUCGGUCACCGGCCGCCGUCGCACAACGUGUCCAGUACCAGCUCGGAGUUCCUCUACUUGGGUACUCUCGUGAACUCCAGAGGAACCGACGAAACCCAUGUGGUGAACCCAAGCAACGACGGCGCAUCGACCGUUACCGGAUACCAGAAAUUGGGUUCGCCGGAGCUCCACCCUCUUCCGCCGUUGCCGCGGCAGAAUUACCGGCAUAAUGCCGGAGUAGGUCCUUUUAGGGACAAUGAAGAUGACGAAGAUGACGAGUUUUUCUCGCCGAGAGGGUCUUCCGACGGUAAACAAAGUCCGAUUGGCCUCGAAUCGAACUCUGGGAGAGAGUUUCGAGCUGUGGAACGUGAAAAAUUCGGAAGCCGAAGCUCGAAUUCGGGGACGGCGUCGUACCCAUCUUCCAAUUCUGCUUCUCCAACUCAAACCAUGUCCAGUAGUCCCUCCGUGCCACUAAUUUCGACCCCCAGAAGCUUAAGAUCAAAAUCGCCGGAUUCCGUCGUUGAUUUUCCGGCCCCGUCACGGCCACCACCACCAAUACCGCCACAAUCUAUGAGCCCAUCGACACCGUCUUCAACUCCAGAGAGAAAUUCAGGGGAAACCCAAAAUUCACCCAGAAUGAUUUCGGAUGUUUCAGGGCUGAAGAAGCAAUCUCCGGCGAGAAAAAGCAAUGUUUCGGGUCAAUAUGUUGCUGUCAAAUUGCCGCCGCCACCUCCACCGCUUCCGCCACCGAGGUUUUGGGAAACACCUGUGGUGCAGAGUCUAAAUCGAGAAUCAAUGACAGGGCCUCCGGUUCUUGUAGUGCCGUCAAGACCUGUUUUCCAAAACCCAUCACUGGCUUCGCAGGAUGAACAAGCUCAGAAUUUUGAGACUGUGGAGAGAGAUGAUGGAACUCCAAAGCCGAAGCUGAAAGCAUUGCAUUGGGACAAGGUCAGAGCAAGCUCGGAUCGAGCAAUGGUCUGGGAUCAGCUGAAAUCUAGCUCUUUUCAGUUAAAUGAGGAAAUGAUUCAGACAUUGUUCAUGGUAAAUGGUACCAAUUUGAAUCCAAAAGAUAAUAUUCGACGCCAGAUUCUUCCGGCUCUUAAUCAAGAGAAUCGGGUACUUGAUCCAAAGAAAUCCCAGAACAUUGCAAUUUUGUUGAGAGCACUUAAUGUGACCAUAGAUGAAGUUUGCGAAGCACUUUUAGAAGGCAAUGCAGAUACACUGGGGACAGAACUUCUUGAGAGUUUAUUAAAGAUGGCUCCAACCAAAGAGGAAGAACGAAAACUCAAGGAGUUCAAAGAUGAAUCACCAUUCAAACUUGGCCCCGCUGAGAAAUUUCUCAGGGCAGUGCUUGACAUACCUUUUGCUUUUAAGAGGGUGGAUGCAAUGCUUUACAUAGCCAAUUUCGAUUCAGAGGUUGAGUACCUUAAAAGGUCUUUCGAAACUCUGGAGACGGCAUGUGAAGAAUUGAGGAACAGCAGAAUGUUCAUGAAGCUUCUAGAAGCCGUGUUGAAGACUGGUAAUCGCAUGAAUGUUGGGACUAACCGUGGUGAUGCCCAUGCCUUCAAGCUUGACACACUCCUAAAGCUUGUUGAUGUUAAGGGCACAGAUGGAAGAACCACUCUGUUACAUUUUGUUGUACAGGAGAUCAUCAGAGUUGAAGGGUCUCGUCUCUCAGGUGCCGAUCAGAAUCCAGUGGCCGAAGAAAAUCAUCCUUCUUCUUUCCGGGAUGAUGUCGAAUUCAGGAAGCUUGGCCUGCAAGUUGUUUCUGGCCUGAGUGGGGAGCUCACCAAUGUGAAGAAAGCUGCUGCCAUGGACUCAGAUGUGCUCAGUAGCGAAGUUCAAAAACUAGCUAGAGGAAUCACUAAGAUUGGGGAAGUUGUGAAGUUAAACGAAGAACUCCCAUUGAAGGACAGUAGCCGGAAGUUCUCUGAGUCCAUGAAUGGGUUCUUGAAGAAGGCGGAGGAAGAGCUAAUCAAGAUUCAAGCCCAAGACCGAGAUGCUCUCUCUUUGGUGAAGGAAAUAACAGAGUACUUCCAUGGCAACUCAGCUAAAGAAGAAGCGCAUCCAUUCCGGAUCUUCAUGGUAGUAAGGGACUUCCUUUCUAUCCUUGAUCAGGUAUGCAAAGAAGUUGGGAAGAUCAAUGAGAGAACUAUAGUCAGCUCCGCCCGUCAAUUUCCACUGCCAGUAAAUCCCAGUCUUCCACCAGUUUUUCCUGCAUUCAGUGGACAGCGACAGUAUAGUUCGUCUGACGAUGAAAGUUCAUCCUCCCCUAGCACCUGAAUUUUAUACUUGCUUGUGCUUGCUACUUGGUCUCACCAGAAUGCUGAUCAGAAAAUGGUGGCACUUUUGGCUUUUAAGUUUUAUUAUUAUUAUUAUUAUUUUUGUAUUUUUAUAUAAACCCAUGUAGAGAUUUUGAAAUUGUUGUAUCCUAUAUGUAAUAUACAGGGAAUGGAAUCGUGUCAGGACAUAAUAUGGUAGUGUUGAAGGAAUUGUUAGAGGUAGCUUGUAAAUUUGUCAGAAAUGGAUUCAAGGAUUGGUAUUCAGUGAUAGAUUCAAUCUUUGGUUUCCUUUUGUACAGAAA